ACGUGUGGAUUACAAAUACUUUACCAAAUGUCUUUUGCUUCAUUCAUCUCCUUUUACGUGUCCCCCAAUUCUCUCUCUCUCUCUCUCUCUCAUCGGAGCUUCACCACCGCCGGUGAUCCACAACAUUCGCUAUAUACCUUUCUCCGAUCACUAUCAACAGCCAUGACUCCUGAGUAUGACUACCUGUUCAAGCUUUUGCUCAUUGGAGAUUCGGGUGUAGGAAAGUCAUGUCUACUUCUGAGGUUUGCUGACGAUUCUUACUUGGACAGUUACAUAAGCACCAUCGGAGUCGAUUUUAAAAUUCGUACCGUGGAGCAAGAUGCCAAGGUUAUCAAGCUUCAAAUUUGGGAUACUGCUGGCCAAGAACGUUUUAGGACAAUCACAAGCAGCUACUAUCGAGGAGCACAUGGCAUCAUCGUGGUUUAUGAUGUGACGGACCAAGAGAGCUUUAAUAACGUUAAGCAGUGGCUGAGUGAAAUCGACCGUUACGCUAGUGAGAACGUUAACAAGAUCCUUGUUGGAAACAAAUGCGAUCUUGUUGCAAAUAAAGUCGUUUCAACCGAAACAGCCAAGGCAUUUGCUGAUGAAAUUGGAAUUCCGUUCUUGGAAACAAGUGCAAAAGAUGCAACCAAUGUCGAACAGGCUUUCAUGGCCAUGACGGCUUCCAUCAAAGACAGGAUGGCGAGUCAACCCAAUUUGAAUACCUCAAAGCCUCCAACGGUCAACAUUCGUGGUCAACCGGUCUCCCAGAACAGCGGAUGCUGCUCUUAGUGGUUGUAUUUGAUGGGGGUGAUGUGGCGGUGUACAAGUAUUGUCCUUGUGUUAGGGUUGGAUUCUUUUUACUUUCUUUGUUUCAGAUUGUUUGCAUUGUAUAAAAUUCAAGAAUUCUUUUUACAAUGUUUGUCAUGUCAAGAAUACAAAAAAAUUGUUCUAGUUCUUUCAAUGUCGUUGAAAA
Molecule: messenger RNA, 955 nt
Organism: Helianthus annuus (common sunflower)
Lineage: Eukaryota; Viridiplantae; Streptophyta; Magnoliopsida; Asterales; Asteraceae
Product: ras-related protein RABD2c
Exons: 8
Coding region: 28-771 (247 amino acids)
Molecular function (GO): GTP binding; GTPase activity
Source: RefSeq, a predicted model, not a curated record